AUGUCCAGAAUUCAAUUAAUAGUCAAUUCAGAAUAUUUUCUAAGAGAAUCUCCACAUCCCCAUUUAUUUGUACAAUUAUUAAGUUAUUUAUCAAAAGAACACGAAUUAGGGGUACUUUUGGUUGGUCUAGAUGCUCUACACUCUUUUUUGGAAUUAUUUUCUGCUAGCGAAGUUUUUGGUUCUUUAAUUGUCCAUUUAUUACCUGUCAUUUUACAAUUGGAUAAACAAUUGGUCAUUGCUGCUAAUGAAGGGACCGACCCGGAAGUGGCUGCCCUUUGGCUAUUGAACCCGCUUAGAUUGGCAAAGCUUUAUCAGUUGAGGUGUUCUGCUAAUUUGGGGACUUGUGCUGAACAUAAACAGGUCCAUAAAUGGUUAUUAUACCCGACAGCAUUAACCUCCGACAAUUACCAACAAUUAACAGCAAUUUGUCAUCAUUUAUUUAAACAUUCUGACAAUUCCGAAUUGAAUUUAUUAUCUAAUUUGCUUAAACAACCCCAAUCUAUAGCUUUACAUUCGGUUAUAAGACAUUUAUCUUCUCGAUGUGUUCAAGACGAAAAAUUAAUUAAACAAGCUGUGCUGGAUAUUAUAAAUACUAGAAAUGCUAUUGUUUAUUCAAAUUCUUUAAAAAACAGUUACACCCUAAAUUACAACAAAAAAUUUCGAGAAAUUUUUUGGACACUACUAUCCACCCAAUUAAACAUCCAAGAAAGGCAAAUACUUUUUGCUGUAAAUACAGGAAAAUCUGACCGAAUGGCUAGAAAUUUGCUUCAUUCAGUUCACUCUUUGGGUGAAUUAAAUUUAAUCGAGAGAAUAUUGUUAAAUCAAUGGCCAGAUAAAUUACGUUUAGAAAUUGAUUAUCUUCGAAGAAAAUUUUCUUGGAUUGAAAGGGAAGGAAAUGAAUUAAUUAGAAAAUACCUCAUUAGAGAAACACACCAAAGGACUUAA
Molecule: messenger RNA, 945 nt
Organism: Meloidogyne enterolobii
Lineage: Eukaryota; Metazoa; Nematoda; Chromadorea; Rhabditida; Meloidogynidae
Source: the annotation of a GenBank genome assembly